AUGGCGUUUGAGUGGACACCCGCGUGUGAAGAAGCCUUUCAACAUUUCAAGGAAAUCCUGGCGGCACCUCCCGUUCUCGGGAAGCCAAAGGACGGGGAACCACUAUACCUAUACCUCGCUAUAACAAGCGAGGCCCUGGCCGCAGUUCUGGUACGGGAGGACGGGAAAGCUCAACAGCCAGUCUAUUUCAUAAGCAGGGCCCUGCAAGGAGCGGAAUUAAGAUAUAGCAAGUUGGAAAAGCUAGCCUUAGCACUCCUAACUUCCUCGAGAAGGCUUAAGCAGUAUUUCCAAAGUCACCAAGUUGUCGUCAGAACGGACCAAGGGAUCCGGCAAGUUCUCCAAAAACCCGAUCUGGCGGGAAGAAUGAUGACUUGGUCCAUCGAGCUCUCCCAAUACGACAUACGAUACGAACCCCGGCAAGCCAUUAAGGCGCAGGCCAUGGCGGAUUUCUUAGUUGAAGUAACAGGAGACCCAAGCGAAGACGUGGGUACACGGUGGAAGCUCCAUGUGGACGGAGCUUCCAACCAGACCUUUGGAGGUGCCGGGAUCAUCCUGGAAAGCCCGGUCGGGGUUGUGUACGAACAGUCGGUCAGGUUCGAGUUUCCCAUCUCGAACAACCAGGCAGAAUAUGAAGCCCUUAUAGGAGGCUUAACCCUAGCGGCAGAAGUUGGCGCGAGGAGACUGGAAAUAUGCAGUGACUCCCAAGUCGUCACUUCCCAAGUAAACGGUAGCUACCAAGCCAAAGACCCCUUGCUUCAGAAGUACCUGGAAAAGGUUAAAAGCUUGGGCCAAAAGUUUGAAGAGGUCACGGUCCACCACGUACCUAGAGAAAGGAACACACGGGCAGACCUCCUGUCGAAGUUAGCUAGUACAAAGCCGGGAGAAGGGAACCGGUCUCUCAUUCAAGGCAUGACGAGAGAACCCGCAAUCACACUACACGUGACAAGCCUAGGUUCUUCAUGGCUAGACCCCAUCAUCGACUUCCUAGAACACGGCAAACCCCCUAGUGACCAAAAGGAUGUGGCGAAAUUGAGAAGGGAAGCGGCCAAAUACGCCGUCAUCCAAGGGCAACUGUUCAGGAAAGGGCUCAACCAACCCCUACUGAAGUGCCUACAUCCCGACCAAACGGACUACGUCCUCAGAGAAGUCCAUGAGGGCUGCUGUGGGCACCACAUCGGAGGCAAGGCCCUAGCGAGGAAACUAAUCCGAGCCGGAUACUAUUGGCCGUCGAUGAUGACGGACUCCAAAGAGUUUGUGAAAAAAUGCGUAAAGUGCCAACAGAACGCCAACUUUGCCAGGGCGCCGGCCUCCGAGUUAAGCCUGCUAACGACCUCCCGGCCGUUCUCUCAAUGGGGAGUCGACCUCUUAGGACCCUUCCCAGUCGGCCCGGGGCAAGUCAAGAAAUUCAUGUGGAGGCAAGUGAUAACGCGAUUCGGGAUACCGGAGGUCGUCAUCUCGGACAACGGCACGCAGUUUGCUGACAAAAAGUUCACGGAAUUUCUCAACGGCCUGGGUAUAAGGCAAAGGUUCUCCUCGGUAGAACACCCCCAGACGAACGGACAGGUGGAGUCCGCUAACAAGGUUAUCCUUUCAGGGCUAAAAAAGAGGUUGGACAAUAAAAAGGGUGCUUGGGCCGACGAACUAGCAUCGGUCCUCUGGUCUUACCGAACAAUCGAGCAAUCCUCCACCAAGGAAACCCCUUUCCGACUAACGUACGGGGUGGAUGCUGUAAUACCCGUAGAGAUCGGUGAACCGAGUCCGCAGUUGCUUUUGAAAGGAGUAGAGGAAACCGUAGAAAAGGACCUGAUAGAUGAAGCCCGGGAAAUGGUCCAUUUGACAGAAACGGCGAUAAGACAAAGAAUGGCUCUGCUCUACAACACCAAAGUGCUCAAGAGGGAAUUCGAGCAAACGACCUCGUCCUAA
This is a messenger RNA of Arachis stenosperma, 1923 nucleotides long. RefSeq lists its product as uncharacterized. The transcript has 2 exons. The coding region runs from base 1 to 1923 and encodes 640 amino acids. Gene Ontology annotation, molecular function: nucleic acid binding; RNA-DNA hybrid ribonuclease activity. The record is from RefSeq and is a predicted model, not a curated record. NCBI's taxonomy places the organism in Eukaryota, Viridiplantae, Streptophyta, Magnoliopsida, Fabales, Fabaceae. Gene Ontology annotation, biological process: DNA integration.